GCAGUGCUCGUUCCAAUUCCACAGACCGUUCAGCUUCCAAUGGCCGUACAAUAACCUCCCCGCAUUGUCAUUCCGACCGGAAUUCAUCAACCUCUGUUUUCUCCCAUCUCCAACUUCAUCGAGAGAAAAACAGAGGGAGAGAAACAGAGACAGAGAGAAACAGAGACACGGAAAAUGGGGAGCUGGGGAGCGAUUCUGAGGCACCCGGGGGAUUUCUACCCGCUGAUGAAGCUGAAGAUGGCGGCGAGCAAUGCCGAGAAGCAGAUCCCCCCGCAGCCCCACUGGGCAUUCUGCUACUCCAUGCUCCACAAGGUCUCCCGCAGCUUCGCCCUCGUCAUCCAACAGCUCGGCACCGAGCUCCGUGAUGCGGUGUGCAUAUUCUAUUUGGUCCUGCGAGCACUUGAUACAGUUGAGGAUGACACAAGCAUACCUACUGAUGUCAAAGUGCCUAUCCUGAAAGCCUUUCAUCAGCACGUGUAUGAUAAGGAGUGGCAUUUUCAUUGUGGUACAAAGGAAUACAAGGUUCUAAUGGACCAAUUUCAUCAUGUUUCCAUGGCUUUCCUGGAGCUAGGGAAAAGUUACCAAGAGGCUAUUGAGGAUAUUACUAAAAGGAUGGGAGUAGGAAUGGCAAACUUUAUUUGCAAAGAGGUGGAAACAAUUGAUGAUUACGAUGAAUAUUGCCACUAUGUGGCAGGACUUGUUGGUUUAGGUUUGUCAAAGCUUUUCCAUGCUUCGGGAGCUGAAGAUCUGGCACCAGAUUCUCUAUCUAAUUCGAUGGGUUUGUUUCUACAGAAAACAAACAUUAUUCGAGAUUAUUUGGAGGAUAUCAAUGAGAUUCCAAAGUCACGCAUGUUUUGGCCUCGUCAAAUUUGGAGCAAAUAUGUAAACAAACUUGAGGACUUGAAGUGUGAGGAGAACUCAGAGAAGGCAGUGCGAUGUUUGAAUGAUAUGGUCACGAAUGCUUUGACACAUGUUGAAGACUGUUUGACCUACAUGUCUGCUUUAGGGGAUCCUUCUAUAUUCCGGUUUUGUGCCAUUCCUCAGAUAAUGGCAAUUGGAACAUUAGCUUUAUGCUACAACAAUAUUGAAGUUUUCAAAGGCGUAGUGAAGAUAAGGCGAGGUCUUACUGCUAAAGUUAUCGAUCGUACAAGAACAAUGGCUGAUGUUUAUGGUGCAUUCUAUGAUUUUUCUUGUAUGCUGAAGUCCAAGGUUGAUAAGAAUGACCCUAAUGCUACAAAAACAUUAAGCAGAAUCGAGAUUACGCAGAAGGCUUGCAGAGAUGCUGGCCUCCGAAACAAAAGGAAAUCUUACAUCCUUCCAAGUGAACCCAGAUAUGGUUUCGUGCCGGUCGUUGUUUUGCUCAUUAUACUGGCAAUAAUUCUCGCUCAAUUCUUAAGAAGUAGAUCAAGUAACUACUGAUGGAGCUUUGUGGGAACAUCAGCAAGUCAUAGAGAUUGUGUCAGAUGCACAUGUACGUACUGAGGAGUUAUGCUUUUAUAUAUGAUUGUAAUUUGCUCUUUGUAAGGGAAUUUCGUUUGUCUUUCCCCUUCAAAAAAAGGGAA
Molecule: messenger RNA, 1562 nt
Organism: Eucalyptus grandis
Lineage: Eukaryota; Viridiplantae; Streptophyta; Magnoliopsida; Myrtales; Myrtaceae
Product: squalene synthase
Exons: 15
Coding region: 175-1419 (414 amino acids)
Biological process (GO): farnesyl diphosphate metabolic process; lipid biosynthetic process
Cellular component (GO): endoplasmic reticulum membrane
Molecular function (GO): squalene synthase [NAD(P)H] activity
Source: RefSeq, a predicted model, not a curated record